AUGAAGGUUAGCCGUAUAUGGUGUUUUUUUGCGUGGCAUAUGGUUGUGCAGGUCUCCGUCCUCAAAGAGACGGGCCGCAUUUUGGUCUCUGCGAUCCGACAGGAUCUCCAGCAUACCCAUGCUGCCCUUCUUAACGGUGUCGGUGAGCCUGCAGGCCCAGAAGAUGAGAAUUCGUGGCUGUGUCGGAUAUCUAGAGGCUUUGAAGCAUGUGGUAGCAGGAAGUAUUCGGAGAAUGAACGCACAGGGAUGUAUUGUCCGGAGGGAUUCUGCUGUAGCAAGACGGCAUGUUUUUACGGCUCGUGUGGGAGUUGGUGCCACGACAACUGGGCUUUGUGCAGCUCAAAUCUAAUCUACCACAUAGAGUACAGCUACGGGAAAUGCAAUUGUAAGCGAUUCCAAGAAAAAUGUGAUGUGAACGCCAGUUGUGUAGAUGCAAACAGAGACGAUGGAGGUGCGUAUUGCCAGUGCAACGACGGAUAUUGGGGUGAUGGUAAAUCGUGUAAGAUUGACUUUUGCAAAUAUAAGCCCUGCGGCGCAGGGACUUGUACCAGAACGGAUGAUGGAUACACGUGUGAGUGCCCAGAAACUCACAACCUCGUUGUCAUUGAAGACAAACAGACGUGCAAGGAGAAGCCAGACUUUUGCUUGGCAGAGCCUUGCGGACCACCGUUCAUGGUUGAGAAGUGCGUGAACCACGAUGAGGAGUACGAAUGUGUUUGCAAGCAAGGGUAUGCAGCCCGGAAUGGCAGGUGUGAGGAAAUAGAUCUGUGCGCGGAAUCACCAUGUGGCUCCGAAGAAGCCGUGCAUGAGUGCAUAACAGAGAAGGAGCCGAAAUUAAGGUAUAGAUGCACCUGCAAGGCAGGAUUUGAUUUGUCAACCCUGUCAGAUGGUAUUUCCCAAAAGUGCGUGAAGAACUGGUGUUACGACGAUCCCUGUGGACCCCGGGACCAAGUCGAAAGUUGCAAGUCAAAGGAAGACGGAUACUCUUGCUUGUGUGCGGAAGGUUCUGAGGUUCAAGAAACUCAUGGCAAGGAAAAGUGCGUCAGAUCUGACUUGUGCCGCAAUAACCCGUGUGGUUCAGAGGAGGCAGUGAAGCAAUGCUACUCUCAUGGCACGAGUUACGGGUGUUUGUGCAAUACGGGUUACACUGAAGUGCCUGUAGACGGAAAGAACAUGUGUCAGAGGGGAGACCCCUGCACUCUGCAGAUGUGUGGCAGUAGCGAGGCGGUUGACGAGUGCACAACUGAUGGUUCGUCAUAUGCGUGUACUUGCAAACCACGAUACACGAUUGCCGUUAAAAAUGGCAAGAAGUUGUGCAUCCCAGAAAAGGAGUGUAUUUCUCAGUGCGGCCCGCCAGAAGCAGUGAAAAGCUGCGAAAUCCUAGACUCUGGCGCAUAUCAUUGUAGCUGCAACCCAGGAUACGUUAUGAGAUACAGCGGGAGUGUAAAAGGAUGUGCCGCGGGAGAUCAGUGUUCUACUAAUCCUUGUGGGGCAGAGGACGCCGUGCGCAGUUGCAUUCCUGAUGGACAAGGCUAUGAUUGCGAGUGCAAUACGGGGUUCGUCAAAAGAGUGUUGCCUGAUGGGAAACCGAUCUGUGCCGAUCCAGCGAGCUGCGUGGGAAAUCCAUGCGGGAGCUCGGAUAUGGUGGAGGCUUGCGUCGCCGGGACUACUACUUACACCUGUAGAUGCAAAGAAGGAUACACAGUUCAGUUAAUCCGGGCAAACUCCCAAUGUUUUCCAGUGGGUGGGACUGACAAGCAAAAAGCGGAUGAGCAGGAAAGACAAGAGAGCACCGGUGGAUACUCGACUGCCGCUAUUGCAGGGGGAGUUGUGGGGGGUUUGGCCCUUCUCGGUAUUGUCGCCGCAGGAAUUUCUAACUCAAGGAACAGAGGAUAUGCAAACGAUGACGACUCGCAACUACCCCCGCAUCUCGCACGACCAGGAAUGCGCCCAUCGUUGGAAGCAAUGGACGAUCGCGCAUGGGCAUCUUCUCCAAGUCUGGUUCCGCCUCCGGGUGCGCGGCCACCAUCAAACAGUAUCUGGGGCUAA
Messenger RNA from Neospora caninum, 2049 nucleotides. RefSeq lists its product as uncharacterized. The record is from RefSeq and is a predicted model, not a curated record. Bases 1 to 2049 code for a protein of 682 amino acids. Gene Ontology annotation, molecular function: calcium ion binding. NCBI's taxonomy places the organism in Eukaryota, Apicomplexa, Conoidasida, Eucoccidiorida, Sarcocystidae. The transcript has a single exon.